Messenger RNA from Protobothrops mucrosquamatus (brown spotted pit viper), 3504 nucleotides. Its product is annotated as alanine aminotransferase 2. Gene Ontology annotation, molecular function: L-alanine:2-oxoglutarate transaminase activity; pyridoxal phosphate binding. Lineage: Eukaryota; Metazoa; Chordata; Lepidosauria; Squamata; Viperidae. The annotation marks the transcript as partial. The record is from RefSeq and is a predicted model, not a curated record. Gene Ontology annotation, biological process: biosynthetic process. The transcript has 6 exons.
GUCAAGUUCAAAAUCGAAAAUGUAUUGAAGAGGUGAUACAUUUUGCCUGGGAAGAGAAACUGUUUCUUCUGGCUGACGAGGUUUAUCAAGACAACGUCUAUGCGGAGAACUGCCAGUUCCACUCCUUCAAAAAAAUCCUCUAUGAAAUGGGACCCGAUUAUUGGAACAAUGUUGAACUUGCUUCUUUUCAUUCCACUUCCAAGGGCUACAUGGGCGAGUGUGGCUACCGAGGAGGCUACAUGGAGGUGAUAAACCUGCAUCCAGAAAUUAAAGGGCAGCUAGUUAAGCUCCUCUCUGUCCGUCUGUGUCCACCUGUCUCCGGUCAAGCUGCUAUGGAUGUUGUCGUGAACCCCCCUGUUCCUGGAGAGGAAUCAUAUGCCCAGUUUAUUAAGGAAAAGGAGUCGGUCUUGAACAACCUUGCAAUGAAAGCCAAACUAACCGAAGACUUGUUCAAUCAAGUGCCAGGGCUCCACUGCAACCCACUUCAAGGAGCCAUGUAUGCGUUCCCACAAAUUUUUAUUCCUGCCAAGGCCGUUGAAAUAGCCAAGGUCCACCAAAUGGCUCCCGACAUGUUCUACUGUAUGAAACUUUUAGAAGAAACCGGAAUCUGUGUUGUUCCUGGAAGCGGGUUUGGUCAAAGAGAAGGAACUUAUCACUUUAGGAUGACGAUUCUCCCACAAGUAGAGAAACUAAAGAUCUUAUUGCAGAAAGUGAAUGAUUUCCAUAUAAAAUUUCUGGAGGAAUUCUCUUAAAAUAAAGACUCCUUGUUUUUUUUUAGACUGUAUCUUUGAAAGUGCAUUCAAGCUGCGACAGAAAAAUAAGAUUUUCAGAGGGGGCGGUCUUUUUUUAAUCAAAUUCGUGAUAGAAUUACAAUUACUGGAGCUCCAGUUUGAUAGAAAAGACUAGUAAAAGACGGGAACAAACCUACGAAAACAAGAUACGGGAAAUGUAUUAAAAGAAUUAUUAACGCAGUCAUUGGUUGCCAAUUGAGAUGUCACAAAAAUUGCCUCAGUCCCUCAGCAUGAAAGUAAAACUUGAUUGCCUUGGUGCCGAUAAACAUUCUUUAUGCUUUUCUUUAAAAAAAAAAUCACAAUAUUCUUUCCUACCAAACCAAUUUAGGAAACUACAGUUGUACAGGUAAGCUAAAAGCACAGGUGAAAUUAUUUGGAACUCUUCUGUUGAGCCUAUCUAAGGGAGAUGAACCCAGAAUUUGUUUUGCAAAUAAAAGUAUUAAAAAUCUCCUGUUUCGAGAUCAAAGAAGAGGCUCAAGAUCUUGUUCUGACAAUCAGAAUAAAUUCAGUGCCUUUUGAAUUUCUGGCGAAGCUGCCUCAACCUGCAAAAUACAACAUUUAUCAUCUUUGAUAAGAAGAUAGGUCACUUCCACUGUUUAAAAGCAUGGCUGAAAAAUAAGUAAAAGGAGGAGAGCUAGAAAGAGACUUAGGGGGUUAUAACAAUACUUAAACUCCUACUUAAUUUUAGCCAGCUGUUUCCAAACUAAAAAUAUUGAGUUUAAGCUUCCUUUAGCCAGGAUGAGUGCUGGUUCUUAAUAAAUUGGGAAGCGGGGAACAACUCUGUUGCAGAAAUCUGAGUAGGAACAUUUUGGAAAAUAGAUGUCUGGUUACUUUGGAUAAAGUGUCCAAACCAAAAGAAGCCCUUAUUGGGAUGUUGGAUUACAUCUUUGCAUAGUAAACAAACAUUGAUGAUAACAGAGAAACAUUUGCUCAUAAAAACUUCUGGUUUUCUUGAUCACUGUUCUUCAUGAAAAGGUCUCUGAUUGCCCUUGCAUAAUCUUAAAGGGGCCAACAUAGACAAGACUAAACAAUAAGAAAGGGUCCAAUUUGAUGUUGCCUCCCUGAAUAUUCAGAUUCCUCCAGGACCGUGAUUUGAAUUUAAAUUGUUAUUAAACUAGGGCUUGGUUGGAAACUUAGUCUGCUUCAAACUGUGUUUCUGCUUGUCGAAUUUCAACUGUUCAGAAACUAUUCACUCAAAUUUCUUAAUUGGGUAAAUGUUGUUUGAUGUUGGAAGGCUGAUCCAUGUACAUCAAAACACAAAUAACGGAACAGGAUAGCAAAAGAAAUGUUUCUCACAUGUCUAAAUGGGAUGUCACUUGCUUACUUUGACUCUUGGUGUCAAGCCUCUAAUAACAAGAUUCCACCGUACAGUAGAAGGAAAAAUUCAUAUGGGGUUUCAUUAAUCGGGCUGAAUUCCAGGAGAAGAAAAAUUCUCUUUUUUCCAGAUUGCUUCAUCAAAGGGCUAAUGGCUCUUUGCCAGAUAAGACUGAAAUAUCCAUUAAGUUGUGUUUUGAAAUCCCUCUUCUCAACCUUUAAAACUUCUCUUAUACUUGGGUAUCAUAAAAUAAGAUUUAGAAUUGCUUCCCACCUAAUGCUGUUCAGAUACAAUGGGAAUUAUGGAUUCAAGGCAUCUGAAGAUCUCAUAUUGAACUUUGUCAUGUUGGUUGAGUUGUUAUGAAUUAUAUCAAAAAUGUACCAUCAGUCCUCAAAAGGUUUCUUAAUUACCGAGAUUAUAUGUCAUUUUGAGUAGCUGAGCCAGUUUCCCAAAGUUUCAUACCAAACAUCUCUUCUGUUGGAAAUUACUUGACCGCACUGUUUUCUUAAUGAUAUGCUUGGUUGGGUGCAAGUUUCGUUGAAUUCUGAACUGACUGCCUUAGAUUAUACUAUAAAUUACAAUUAGCUGCCUCUUAAAUCAUAUUUGGUAUUUUGUUGAUGACAUCAAUUUGUAGGAGGGUGAUAGCAGUUCUCAAAGCCGUGGCAAUUUCCCCCCAAAUCUUUUAAGUUGCCAUGUACUACAUGAAUGUAGUCAACCAAUGCAAGAGAAUGUUAAGGCUUCAUCCAGAGCAGUUGCAAUUAAAAAUAUUUUUGUAAGUAAACAUUUUCAGAUGGUAUGGAUGGGAAGUGAGUAUUUGUAGUCCUUUGUUUUUCUCUUGUGGUAACUUUUUAAUGCUACUGAAAAUGAUGUCAAGUUUACAUGUUUCUAACUCAUGCUUUUACAAAGAGACUUUGAAAUUUUACUUCUUUGCACUUUUUAAAAGUGGGAAGUAGUGAUACUUUUAAUUUACUCUCAACUGUAAAACACCAACUUCUAGCUUUCCUUGUGACUCAGAAACGGUAUUUUAUGGUGCCUUUGGAUUUCUGAUAUUUUGGAGUUUACAACAUCUCUGAUCAUGGUGCAUAAUAUAACCAUUGUUAAGGCUGAUUUGUCACAUUGGUCAUUACUGCAAGGAAGUUAACAUGCCAUUUAAUUGUCCUUGGCUAGUGAUGGUCAUUUUCUCAGAUCUGCUUCCAAGCCUUGAUGGAUAUGAUCCUCGGAUGGUUUCAAAAUAAUUAAACUGUAAGAGCCGUUUCAUUUUUUUUUAAUGUCAAGAAUUGAUUACCAAGGCAAGCGAACAUUACGAUGUUUGGUCAUGGGUUUGUUUUUCCUGCCUUCUGGUGUUCUUCAUCCUGUUCUUGGAUGACUUUUUAAAUUUUUACUAAUAAAAGAGCUAUU